UUUAUUCUAAUCUGUCAUUUUUUUCUUAGGCAUUUAUUAGUCCUCAAAUGCCGAGCAAGCAAAUAUUCCGCGGAAUUAUUUUAUUUUUAAUUUUAAGAAUUACAGAAGGAAAUAGACAUUUUUAUUUGUUGCUAAAAAGAAGAAAUUGUAGAUAGAGGAAGCGAGUGAGAAAGUGGGUUUAAAAGUGAAAGUGAUUUUAAUAUUUAUUAUUAAAAUGUCAUGCGGUACAAUUUGAAUUGUCAAUAUUUUGACAGAUAUUGUCAAAUGUUUUUGGCCCAAAAAUACCCACUCGCAAUUGGACGCUUCUGGUCUUAGACGUCCAUAAGUUCAGCGCCAUCAUUCCAUUUGCAGUCGGCCAUUGAUAUUUCUCGUAGGGGCAAUUAGACAAUUGUCCACCAUUGUUGUGUACAUUUUUUGAGGUGUUCGACGCCAUAUUUAUUGUCGGUUUUCUGGCCCCAAAACACUCCGGAUUGGAUUUGUAACAUCUCUGGGGCCCAAAAAACUUGUCCAUUUGGUGCUUUUGGGGGGGCACUCUGUGUGUCUGGGGACGGCGUCAUUUGACACAUUUGUCCCCUUUGGUGAGAGACCCCUUUCGGUCAAAUUGAUCAACCAAAUAAAUUUUUACGGUAAAUCCUCCUUUUUUUGAGAGAGAGAAAAACAAUAAACACACUGACAGAAAAGAAACCCAGAGCCCCAAAUCAUAUUCCUCCCAUUCUGCUGCGGAUGACGUCAAUUGGUGGAUCAUAGAGCCACGCAUCCUGGCACCAGAGGACACCACAGAACAAAAAAGAAUCAAAGUUCUUUCCAAUCGUGUCUAAAAUCUAUCUUCAAGGAGAUUCUCUCAGAAAUCAUUGGUAAAUAGAGAGAGUUCCGUGAACCCUUUUUUUUAAGAAUAAAGUGAAAAAGACUAAUUAAGAGAAAAGUAAAGUAAAGUUAAAAAGAAAAAGAAAACAGAAUGAGCAAUCAGGAUAUAAUGUGUGAAGUUGAGAUUUCUGACUCAAACAUUGUUGAAGUGGUUGAGGCUGAUUUUAAUGAUAUUGGUGUCAACUACGAAGACUACGAAGUCAGCGUUGGUGAUGAGGCAUAUGAGGAAGUAACGUGCGAAACUGAAGAUAGUCAGGGUCUUCUAAUGCAGAACAUUGACGAUGAGGAAGUUAUAAUGCACACAGAUUCCGAAUUGCAGAAUCAUGAGGAAGUUAUUGAUUCGGCUGGUGGUAGUUUGAGUGCUGUUUAUGGGGAUGUUUCAUCCCUAAAUAGUGACAUCUACAUCGAAACAUCACCUGGACCAUCAACAGCGCCAUCUCUGACAGCUGCCAGAGUACGACGUCGUCCAAUUAAAAAUGUUCCAGAUACAAAUGUCACCAGUCACCAUACAAAUAUUGCUAUUCAGGGCGUAGGGAAUGGAGAACACAUUGAGGUGCCAAUGGGGACACCUGGUGGUGGUGGUGGUAAACCGAGGCGUUGGGAACAGAAACAAGUACAGAUUAAGACGAUGGAUGGUGAAUUUAGUGUGACAAUGUGGGCAUCUGGUGCAUCGGAUACAGAUGAAGAUUCAACACCGGAACCAGAUCCUGACUAUACGGAAUAUAUGACAGGAAAGAAGAUAUGUAGUGCCCAAGAAUGUGUUCCUGGUCUCGAUCUCUCUGAUCCCAAGCAAUUGGCUGAAUUUGCCCGACCAGGACAUAAGCUCAAAUUCAAAAAAUCCACCCAAAACACCCAGGAUUCCACUGACCGUACAAUUGCGUGUCCACAUAAAGGGUGCAACAAGAUGUUUCGAGAUAAUAGCGCCAUGCGAAAACACCUUCAUACUCAUGGUCCACGUGUUCAUGUUUGUGCAGAAUGUGGAAAGGCAUUUGUAGAGAGCAGUAAACUGAAGCGCCAUCAAUUGGUACAUACAGGUGAAAAGCCUUUUCAGUGCACCUUCGAUGGAUGUGGAAAAAGAUUUUCUCUCGAUUUCAAUUUAAGGACACACGUAAGGAUUCACACAGGUGAUCGACCCUAUGUCUGUCCAUUUGAUGGAUGCAACAAGAAAUUUGCCCAAUCAACAAAUCUCAAAUCUCACAUAUUGACACAUGCAAAAGCCAAACGCAAUACAGUAUCCAGUAGCCGGAACAACGUUGUAGUAACACCACCGGGCUAUGUUAAACUGGAAAUGCCGGCAAUUGAGACAAAUUCACAGUAUAUUGUUUACACGGAUUGAGUGUGUCAACAACAAACAAAAACAAAAACAAACAAACAAAAAAGAAAGAAAAAAACAAAAAAGAUAAAAAUAAAACAAAACAAAAAGUGGAAGUACGGCAAAGGCUGUGUUACAACAAAAAAAAAAAGAAAAACAAAACAUUUUUAAAUACGCCACAAAAUCCGGAAAAUUAUUGAAAAAAAAAAACAAAAAAUAUAGUCUGAUUGCUUUGAAUUGUCAAAGCA
Molecule: messenger RNA, 2424 nt
Organism: Phlebotomus papatasi
Lineage: Eukaryota; Metazoa; Arthropoda; Insecta; Diptera; Psychodidae
Product: transcriptional repressor protein YY1-like
Exons: 8
Coding region: 956-2200 (414 amino acids)
Biological process (GO): regulation of transcription by RNA polymerase II
Cellular component (GO): PcG protein complex; transcription regulator complex
Molecular function (GO): DNA-binding transcription factor activity, RNA polymerase II-specific; RNA polymerase II cis-regulatory region sequence-specific DNA binding
Source: RefSeq, a predicted model, not a curated record